Molecule: messenger RNA, 5175 nt
Organism: Daphnia pulicaria
Lineage: Eukaryota; Metazoa; Arthropoda; Branchiopoda; Diplostraca; Daphniidae
Gene: Grp170
Product: hypoxia up-regulated protein 1-like
Exons: 25
Coding region: 265-5037 (1590 amino acids)
Biological process (GO): RNA processing; cellular response to hypoxia; endoplasmic reticulum unfolded protein response
Cellular component (GO): endoplasmic reticulum chaperone complex
Molecular function (GO): RNA binding; ATP-dependent protein folding chaperone; ATP binding
Source: RefSeq, a predicted model, not a curated record
CUUUAAGUUAGAACUUGGAGUUGGGACUAUAAAGGCACAUCUCGACUUGCGCACCUUCAAUCACCAUUUGACACGUGGCAACGUUGAUAUCAUUCAGCAGUGUAGUGUCAUCUCAUUGUCGCCGGUAGAGUAAAAACUAAAAACUGUUUAACUUGUCGGUCUAAAGAAUAAUGCAAGACUUUAUAUAAUUUUUUGUGAGCCUGUUUCUGUAUCUGUCUUUCAAAUCUCAAAUUAAAAAUUUUAUUAUUUAACUAUUAAUAAAAAAUGGCACGGCUACAAGUGCUCUGUUUAAGUCUACUUGCAGUAUGUGCAACAUUCUGGAAUCCAGUGCAAGGAGUAGCAGUAAUGAGCGUGGACUUUGGUAGUGAAUGGAUGAAAAUUGGAAUUGUUUCACCAGGAGUGCCCAUGGAAAUAGUUCUUAACAAGGAGUCCAAAAGGAAAACUCCUGUUGCCAUUGCAUUCCGCAAUGAUGAGCGUACAAUUGGAGAAGAUGCUUACACCAUUGGAGUAAAGUUCCCUUCUAACAUGUAUUUCUAUCUUCUGGAACUUUUGGGGAAAUCAAUUGAUAACCCACUGGUGCAACUUUACCAAAAGAGAUUCCCCUACUAUACAAUUGUUGAAGAUCCUGAAAGAAAGACAUUGCUCUUUGAGCAUGAUAGUGAAACAAAAUUCAGUCCAGAAGAACUUGUGGCCAUGAUAUUAACCAAAGCAAAGGAAUAUGCAGAAAGCUUUGCACUUCAACAAGUUACUGAAUGUGUAAUAACUGUCCCUGCAUUUUUCAACCAAGCAGAACGUAGAGCAAUGUUGAAAGCAGCAGAACUUGCUGGAAUUAAAGUGCUACAACUUAUGAACAGUAAUACUGCCGCGGCAUUGGAUUACGGCAUUUUCCGCCGUAAGGAUUUCAAUGAAACUGCCCAAAACAUCCUCUUCUACGAUAUGGGUGCUUCAAGUACUGUUGCUACAGUAGCUAGUUACCAGGUUGUAAAGAUCAAGGAAAGGGGAUACGCAGAGUACCAUCCACAAGUUAGCGUAUCUGGUCUUAGCUAUGAUCGAACACUCGGUGGUUUGGAAAUUCAGAUCCGGUUGCGCGAUUAUCUCGGCAAAGCCUUUAACGACAUGAAGAAAACUAAAAAUGACGUGUUCAAAAAUCCAAGGGCAAUGGCUAAACUUUUCAAAGAAGCCGGGCGAGUGAAAAAUGUGUUGAGUGCCAAUGUUGACCAUUUCGCCCAAGUGGAAAACUUGAUCGAUGAACAAGACUUCCGUUAUCAGGUGACGCGCGAACAGCUCGAAAAUCUUUGCUCCGAUCUGUUUGAAAGAGUUACACAGCCCAUCGAGCGUGCGUUGGCUGCAUCUAAGCUGACCCUGGACGAUAUAGGUCACAUUAUCAUUGUUGGCGCUGGUACUCGUAUGCCUAAAGUACAAGAGGUUCUUACUGCUUUUACCAAGAGGGAACUCGGAAAGAAUUUAAAUGCGGACGAGGCUCCCGCUUUGGGUGCCGUUUACCGAGCGGCCGAUCUCAGCACUGGUUUCCAGGUCAAAAAAUUCAUGACAAAAGAUGCUGUUGUAUUUCCCAUCGAGGUGGAUUUUGAACGUGAACUAGAUUCCGGAGACGAUGGCAAAAAAGUUGUGAAAAUCGUGCGUAGGACUCUAUUUCCAGCAAUGAACCCUUAUCCACAGAAAAAAGUUCUGACGUUCAAUAAACACAACGAAGACUUCGUUUUCUACGUGAAUUAUGGAAACAUGUCGUCUUUACCAGAGUCGGAAGUGGCUGUUUUAGGAUCAUCAAAUUUGACCAAAGUAGAACUAAGUGGUAUCGCAAGUGGCUUGACUAAGCACCAAGAUGAUGGAGCCGAAUUCAAAGGCAUCAAAGCCCACUUUUCUAUUGAUGACAGCGGACUGCUUAGUCUUGGUAGUGUGGAGAGUACUUUCGAAAAAAUUCAUCCCGUUGUUGCUGAUGAUUCAGCUGAAGCUGCAAAUAGCACUCAAGGUGAAGGAUUCAAUAGUACAGAUAGCUCGAAUGUUACAGAGAAAAAUAGCACGGCCACCAAACAAGAAAAGAAACCCAAAAUCGAGACCCUUAAAGAAGAAAUCAGCAAACAAGAAUCAAUUCUAGAUCUUCCAGAUCUAACUGGUGCCGCUCUCACUGUGGCUCAAAAGCGAAUUGACGCUUUGAACGAAAAGGAUCGUGCUCGCAAAGAAAAGGAAAUUGCGCAGAAUAAUCUCGAGACGUUCAUCCUAGAUAUCCAGGAUAAAUUGAGCCAAGAUGAAUUUCAAUCACUAACAACUGAAGACGACCGCACGAAAAUUUUGGAAAAAUGCUCUGAAACUUCAGAGUGGCUUUAUGACGAAGGAAGCGAUGUUGAUGCCAAGGAAUAUCAGAAAAAGCUGCAAGUAUUGAAGGACCUUACGGGGGCAAUGUUUGAGAGGCAUCGCGAACACCGAGAUAGACCUGAGGUUAUCGCUGCGUUCAAAAACGCUAUGAACUUCUCGACUCAUUUUUUGAGCAAGUUAAGAAAUGCUACUCCUGAUGAAAAGUACUUGGAUGAUGAUGAUCUUGACGGUUUAGAAACAUUACUCGAAGAUAACCAAUCUUGGUUAGACAAGAAAAUGCUAGCGCAAAAGGAAACACCCUUGUACGAAGCCCCCGUUCUCACUCUCAAAGCCAUCGCCGAAAAAAUGGGUGUCAUGGAUAAAGAGGUGAAAAUGCUUGUGAACAAAGCCAAGAAUGCACGCACAAAACGUCUGAAAGAGUUGGCGGAAAAGUUGAAAGAGUUUGAUAAAAAGGCCAAUGAAACAACUGAGGAAACAAAAGAAGAAACUGCUGAAAAGAAAGAAAAAGAAGCGGAAGAUAAAAAAGAAAAAACUGAACAAUCAUCUGACUCUUUAGAUGAUGAUCAUGUUGAACUAAUUAAGCAGACGAGAGACGAUCGGCAUCAACAUUUAUUCGCUGUAAAGUUUUUUCUGGUCUUGAGCAGUGCAAAUGUUUUUAAAAAGAUUUUAUCCGACUUGCUAGAAUUACUUCGUUUGGCUAAAAUCCGUCACAACGCCAUGGCUGUUCCUCGACGUGGAGUACUCCGACACAAACAACUAGCUGAGGCAGAAGCAAAAGAUAAAUUUGAAGAUUUGUUGGUGUUUGGUUACGCCUGCAAAUUGUUUCGUGACGACGAGCGAGCAUCGGAAAUCGAUCAAGGGAAACUUCUGAUUCCAUGGAUGGGCGAUGACACAAUCAAGAUUGAUAGGUAUGACGCGCGAGGCACAUUAUUCGACCUGAAACCACAUGAAGCACCCCAGGGCGGCCACGAUCGCACCGAAGGGCUCACGUCCGAAGAAAGACGCAUUGAAAAACUAUGUGACGAAGAACGCUACUUCGCUCUUUACAAAGAUGAAGCGGAAGAAGCUGUCAUCAAAGAAGAGGAAAUCAAGAGGCUUAACCAGGAUCUGAGUGAAGUCACAUCAGAGGAAGUCUCUUAUCAUCAGGUCCCCUUUAGCUACACCAGUUCAACAGAGGUCAGUGACUUGAACUCAAAAGAAGUCCCUCUUCAAUCAGCACUUGGUGAAUUGGGAGACGCAGUUUACGUACCUCCUCCUAUACUUGACGUACCACCGGACAUCAUAGUGCCACCGACUCAAAAGUUAGCGAGGAUUAUUGAGAAAACGGCAAACUUUAUUUCUUCUCAAGGGACUCAAAUGGAAAUCAUUGUCAAGGCCAAACAAGCCAACAACCCCAUGUUUCAGUUUCUACAUUUUGACACUGCCUUGCACCCAUUUUACCGUCACGUACUCGCAGCCAUACGUAACGGAAACUAUGUCAUUCCUACUGAAGAUCCAGUCGAAAAUGACGACAGAGGAGAAUCCGCAAAGAGCAACGGACAUGUGAAUGAAUCCGACAGCGAAGGCGAUAAUUAUUUGCACCCUCUUUUACAAUCCAAAAUUUCGGAUCCGGUCGUUUCACCGACAUUAGAAUCAAAUGAUGAUGCGCAGCCUUUACAGCUGUCUCCAGAUGUUCGUUUACUAAUUGAUAAAACUGCAAGUUACAUGUCGCGGAUUGGACGCCAUUUGGAAUCGGUUGUUCAAAGCAAAGGCGACCCUCGUUUUAGUUUCCUCAGUACCGAACAUGCAUUUCACAGCUAUUACAAGGAGAAACUAUUACUCUACACCGAUAUGCAGCAAGAGCUACAAGCCAAGCAGUCAGAAUCCUCGAAUCAUUCCGUGGAAAGCAAAAGGGAGACGAGAGAAGAAAGCCCUGCAGAACGUUUGGUUGUUGAUCCCGAGCUGAUGAAGACGGAACGUCGGAAAAAGGCGGCGUUAUUUCUUGACCAAAUGAGAAGGGAUAAAGUUGCUGGGAGAGAGGCAAUAGAAGAGACGGAAACAGCAGAGAUUGCAUCUACAAGUAGUUCAACAAAGAAAAGCAAAUCUGGCAGCCCUGACGAUGCAGAUGUAGAAAUUAUUGGUGCUAUUUCUGGAGAAACGAGAGAAAGAUCACGGAGUUUAUCCACUACUCGUUCCAUGUCUCGUUCCCCAUCUGAAAGACGACGGCGAGCGAUCCGUCGCCGUAGUCGAAGUCGCAGCCCACAGUCCAGCAGAACUAGAUACCGCAGCGUGAGUCGAACCAGACGAAGUAGAAGUCGUAGUCGUAACAGACCCAUCCACAGAAGCCCAUCACCACGACGUCCACACAAAAAGCACCGUAGUCGCGACAGGCAUCGAAAGGAAAAGAGGAAACGGCGUAGUCGUGAUCGAUUACGUAAAAGUAAACGUCGCCAUCGAUCUCGAAGUCGAUCGGGAAGCGACAGGUUUAGCCGGAGUCGAAGUAAAAGUCCACGGAACAAGAGUCGAUCACCUUCACGUGAAUCACGCGUAUCACCCAUCACUUCCGCUGUUCGUAAACUCGCAGCAGAAGCUGCAGCUUCCAAGAGUUGUUCGGAAACUUCAAGUCCAUUGCCUUCGCAAUUAAUGACAAUUCAGCCAGCUUUUGCGAAAAUUGCCGAGGGUAUCCGAGCCAAGGUUAUUGCAAUGAUUGAAGGCGAUAAGAAAUAGAUGCUGCUGUCCUCUAAAUGAGAAGUAGGCGACGUUUUAUCGAUUCUCCCGUUACAUCGAAAUAAAUAAAUUAAUAAUUUUUUUUUGUUUCCACCGAAGCCGUUUCGACUUACUUAAUGAAUAAAUGAAUUCAAUUUG